Molecule: messenger RNA, 645 nt
Organism: Cyanidioschyzon merolae strain 10D
Lineage: Eukaryota; Rhodophyta; Bangiophyceae; Cyanidiales; Cyanidiaceae
Product: similar to carotenoid biosynthesis protein, crtK gene product
Exons: 1
Coding region: 1-645 (214 amino acids)
Cellular component (GO): membrane
Source: RefSeq, a predicted model, not a curated record
AUGGAAGCUUUGCGUGAAAAGUGGUCGAGCUGGUUUGCCAGUGAGCAAGGAUCCAAUGGACUUGCGGGCAUCCUGUCGUCGAAGGAGAAGUUUCUGUACGCCGUAGCAGCAGCCGCUGUUGUGUCCAGUACCUCUGUCCUCGAUAACCUGGUCAUGUACCGCCGAGGUGGACAGAAAGCUGAAGGCAAAUCUACCCAAGGGAACGGUACAAUGAACGAGGUUGCGUCACCGGCAACGGAUCCCUGGUACCGAUCGCUGCGCAAGCCGUGGUUUCACCCGCCGAACUGGGUAUUUCCGGCAGUGUGGAUUCCACUCAAGGCGCUGCAGACGGGAGCACUUUACCUCGUCUGGACAAGCGAGGAUGUAUCGUUACUCAAAAGAUUGACUGCAACUGGUCUAUAUGUCAUCCAUAUCAGUUUGGGGACGCUAUGGAAUCACUUGUUUUUUGGGAAACACAAGAUUCGCAAGUCGUUGUACGCUAUGGGAGGUUUCUAUGCGACACUGGCUGGAAGCAUAGGCAUGUACUGGACUGUUAAUCCAACCGCAGCCGCACUCUUAGCACCGACGCAGGUAUGGGCCACUAUUGCGGCGGCGCUGAACUAUCAGAGCUGGGCCUUGAACCCCGAUAUGGAUGCGGAUGGUUAG